AUUUUCCAUAUUCUGGUCAGCUGAGGAUUCGGUCAGUCAUGUGACUGACAUCUGACAUGACACAAUAGUGUAAUGAAAAGUGUUGUCAUUGUGAAGUUCUUGUGAACAAGUCGGGAUGAUGGGGUUGACGAAAACAAGCGCUUGCAGCGUUGUGUUGCUACUUGUCGUGGCAAUUGAUACAGGGUUCUCGAAUCCCCUAAAAUCUAAAGAAUCCUGGGGAUAUGUUGACGUACGCGAGGGGGCACAUAUGUUCUGGUGGCUUUACUAUGCUGACAGCCCGUCCGCCAGCUACUCCCAGCUGCCUCUCGUGAUGUGGCUGCAGGGAGGCCCGGGAGGAUCAGGCUGUGGCUUCGGGAACUUUGAAGAGAUCGGACCCCUGGACAGAGACCUUGAGCCUAGGAAAAACUCCUGGGUUCAGUACUCCAGUGUAUUGUUCGUAGAUAACCCGGUAGGAACAGGCUUCAGCUACACGGACUCAGACGAGGCCUUCGCUACUGACGUGGCUACGGUCGCCUCCGACAUGCUGGUGCUGCUCAAACAGUUCUUCAACAAGGAGGAACAGUUCCAGAGCGUGCCCUUCUACAUAUUCUCAGAGUCCUAUGGAGGGAAGAUGGCUGCCGCAAUCUCACUGGAACUCACUAAGGCUGUAGAAAAAGGAACCCUGAAGUGUAACUUUGCCGGAGUGGCUCUGGGAGACUCUUGGAUCUCUCCACUGGACUCUGUUAUGACCUGGGGUCCUUAUCUGUACACCACAUCCCUGCUAGAUGACUACGGCCUGCGGGAGGUGAGCAGUGCAGCAGAGGCGGUGAAGCAGGCGGUGGAUCAGGGGCAGUACCUGAAGGCCACAGAGCUCUGGUCUGUCACUGAGAGUGUCGUGGAACAGGUCAGUUAUCUGAAGGCCACAGAGCUCUGGUCUGUCACUGAGAGUGUCGUGGAACAGGUCAGUGGUAUGUCCUCCGUGGCUGGAGAAGGAUUCCUCUCCCUGCUGAUGAGGCAUCACAUUAGCCCCCUCCACCGCCAAUCACUGAGCCAGUUGAUGAACGGGCCAAUCAGGAAGAAGCUGGGAAUCAUCCCUCAGAACGUCACCUGGGGAGGUCAGGCUGAGGCAGUGUUCAGCAGCAUGUCAGGUGACUUCAUGAAGCCAGUGGUGGACGUGGUGGAUCAGCUGUUGGAUGCCGGGGUCAACGUCACCGUCUACAACGGACAGCUGGACCUCAUAGUGGACACCAUGGGUCAGGAGCAAUGGGUGAAGCAGCUGAAGUGGGUGGGGCUCCAGAGUUUCAGCCAAAUGAAAUGGACUGCCCUCGAUGACCCCGCCUUCCCGGGUGUGACCGGCGCCUUCUACAAGACCUACAAGAACUUCUCCUUCUACUGGAUCCUCAAGGCUGGUCACAUGAUCCCCUCGGACCAGGGACCCAUGGCACUGCAGAUGCUGAAGAUGAUCACACAGCAGGACUGACACACACACACUCUCACUUAAUAACACACACGCACACAUAUCGCACACACUAGAGCUGGACGAUAUGGAGACAAAACAAAUCCAUAUUGUGAUAUAUUUCCUUUUUUAUUUUUAUUUGUUGCAAUAUUGUUAAAUCAGUUAUUUUGGGGGGAGGUGUGCUAAAGCCAAAAGCUAAAAGUCCUAAUGUGAUGAAUGGAACUAUAGUGUUUUUAAUGGUUAGUUACUUUACACUAGCGAAGAGCUAAUAAGAGCAUCUUCUGUAAGAUGAGGGAAUGAGAGCGUCUGCUAAAUGACACUUUUUUAAAUGUAAAUUAGUGGCAGGGCUCUAGACGGUGUGUUUCCAGGGCCAGGUAAGACAACUGAGAUGGUAGACUACGAUUCAAAAAGUAAGAUAUUCCCAUGCCACAUAUCCAGGGAAGGAGUGGUUGAUAUGCAACCUGUCAAAAGGAUCCACAAUGGUCACAUUUUAUUUUGGCCUCUUCAGAGAAUUGGCUGACAUCUUUGUGCCUAUUGGCCUGUAGGCGAUAUGAUUCACCACCUGAGGAAGGGCGACAUCAAAACACUAAGAUUACUAACCGUAGACGUGAUAUUGUUGCUAGGUAACCAUGUAGGCUGAUGUCCUACAGGAACUUCCCAGCUCUAGGCCUAGGCUACUUGAUGUAGGUCUUAUUCACUGCGAAUGGCGCGCUCCAUGAGAAGGGUGUAAUUGCGGCUCGCAAUUCUGGGCGUUACUGCAAUAUGGUCAUUCCUUCAUCUGCAGGAACCCCUCUUUUUUAUAGUUCUAUUGGUCCAUUAUUAAGUUAGGACUGUGAUCGAGAGGCGGGGGUGAGCCAGUUCAGUAGGGGGGGCGGUAAAUGAACCAUAACGUUGGAUGCCAACUGCCGAUAAACCCCACCUUCGCCCUGUCGGAUAUUGCUUUCCUGCAGUUCUGUUAACGACGUCGAUGGCAGGUGUUUGGCAGGCUGAAGAGAAGGACACUGUGCUAGCAAGGACUCUGGUACACAAGGCGGGAGGCAGCAGUAACUGGUUGGUUGCUAGCUAGCUAGGACUCCGUUACACAAGGCGGGAGGCAGCGGUAACUGGUUGUUUGCUAGCUAGCUAGGACUCCGUUACACAGAAGGCGGGAAGCAGCGGUAACUGGUUGAUAGCUAGCUAGGACUCCGUUACACAGAAGGCGGGAGGCAGCGGUAACUGGUUGGUAGCUAGCUAGGACUCCGUUACACAAGGCGGGAGGCAGCGGUAACUGGUUGGUAGCUAGCUAGGACUCCGUUACACAAUGCGGGAGGCAGCGGUAACUGGUUGGUUGGUAGCUAGCUAGGACUCCGUUACACAAGGCGGGAGGCAGCGGUAACUGGUUGGUUGGUAGCUAGCUAGGACUCCGUUACACAAGGCGGGAGGCAGCAGUAACUGGUUGGUUGCUAGCUAGCUAGGACACAGAGUUUAGUUCGCCCCUCAUCAAUUUUAUUUCCCUUUUGACCAACAUUUUAAAUCUUCUAGAAUAUCAAGUGACCCUCAAGCAUGAAGAUUAAGACUAACCUACUUCAUGGUGAUUUGUUUGACAAUCAGAUGAAAACCAGUCAUGAUGUUGUGUUCAUGCCACAUUAAAAGGUCAUACAUUUUCACAGUUAAAUGACAUGUCUUUACACACAGGAAGUCCCGUGAAGAAAACAUAUGUGUCUCCUUAUGGAAAUCAAAUGCCAGUUUGACUGAUUCAUCCUGGUGCCAGCCCUGAGGGACAGGCUGAGACUUUUCAUAGCAGGAAACAACAACAAUGCAUAGACUAUUACUGUUGACCAGGUAAUGGUUCUAGAACAAGCCACAGGAACGUUGUGUAGCAAAAUUCCCCCCAAAGAAUGAUUCUAGAACAAUCCACAGGAACGUUGUGUAGCAAAAUUCCCCCCAAAGAAUGGUUCUAGAACAAUCCACAGGAACGUUGUGUAGCAAAAUAACCCAAAAUGUAUGCAAAACAAUUUGGUAUGAGGAAGAUGGUGUCUGUAAUUUUUGGUUUAUCGUCCCAGCUCUAGUACGUGCACGCACACACACACACACACUCUCUGAUGCCAGCUGGAAUGGCUCUCCGUCAGAUAUAAGGCAAUCAGGAAGAAUCACCAAAUAUAACCGACUGCUCAGUCCAGCAUCAUAGAUAGAUUGAUCUCUAUCUCGUACCAUUACUGACGACCAACUGCUCAGUCCCACAUCAUCCAUACUGUACCAUUAUCCACCACAAAAUCUGCUUCCAGACUGGUGCACUAUAUAGGGAAUAGGGUGCCAUUUCAGAUUGUGCACUAUAUAGGGAAUAGGGGGCCAUGUCAGAUUGUGCACUAUAUAGGGAAUAGGGUGCCAUUUCAGAUUGAACACUGAUAUAGUGCACAGCUCGUCUCUUGCAGCAGUAGCUCUGGUCCAGGGUGUUUUUUCCCCGGCUUCGCUCUUCACUAUUGGAAGACUGGUGAGAGAGCAGCUGAAAGACACCCUGCACCAGAGCUACUACAGGGGAUACGGACUGGUACUCAAGAUCUGUUGAUUUAACUGAUUGAUUUUCUUUUGUAAAUUUGAGCGUGAGAACAAUAAAUAAAAGCUUUUUUUUUUUCUAAA
Oncorhynchus mykiss (rainbow trout) is the source of this 4051-nucleotide messenger RNA. Lineage: Eukaryota; Metazoa; Chordata; Actinopteri; Salmoniformes; Salmonidae. The record is from RefSeq and is a predicted model, not a curated record.